Amorphotheca resinae ATCC 22711 is the source of this 4002-nucleotide messenger RNA. RefSeq lists its product as hypothetical. The transcript is spliced from 3 exons. Bases 1 to 4002 code for a protein of 1333 amino acids. The record is from RefSeq and is a predicted model, not a curated record. NCBI's taxonomy places the organism in Eukaryota, Fungi, Ascomycota, Leotiomycetes, Helotiales, Amorphothecaceae.
AUGGAAUGGUAUCUCAUGAAGAUCCUUGAGGAUGGAGCUUUCUUAUUGGAAAGGGCCGAGGAACAAGCUGGGCCACGUAUCCACGUUGAACCACGGAGUGCCAAGGACACCAUAGCUGCGGAUGAGUUCUAUGAGGCAGCAAUCAAAGGUCUCUUCGAGGUUGUUGACGAUCCUGGAGCAGGAGGAAUUCCGGAGGGUCUCCUUGAACUGGGCAAUGCCAUACUCCGGAAGCUUGACCCCAAGAGGCACAAUCCCACCAGGAGAUUUCUUGUUUCGAAAUGGCUUUUUUCGGUUUUUCUCCUUAACGCCAUCAUCCAUCCCGAGUCCUACGGCAUGAUGUCAGAAUACCAUAUUACUGAGUAUGGCAGACAAAAGAUCCUGAAAGAAGUCGCCAUGAGAUCGCAAAGACUUGUCGUCGAUAUGACCUGGAACAAAUCGGCUUCUACUCCGCUUGCGCUCAAGGGUCACAUCGAGAAUAUAAUGGCUCGUUUCCGUUCGAGCCGGCCGUCUAGGCCAAAUGCAAAGCUUCUCCCUGCAAGAUCCAUUACUUCCUUGAGAGAGACUGCGGAAGUCCAUCCAUACCUCGUCUUGGGUCCUUCGGAUCUGAUGACUAUGGUAAAUGCUCUCUUCCCCGAGAGACGUCCUGUCUCUAGUUCUCUAUCGAAAGACCACUUCAAUGGCUUGCGGUCUGGUGCCUCCUCAAUCUCGGGGAUCAAUGCUAUCUCAAUGUCAAUGCCCAUGCAGGCUCGUGGCGCUUUUGACAAUGCCUCCAUCCUCAGUACUAGUGGAUCAUCGGUGAUCAGUGAUACCACUACUUCGCGUGAACCUCUACUUGACGACGGCUCGAACAGCGCACAGAGGUUUUCGCCCGCCUCGGUAGCAUCUGGCCAAUCCCAACGUCUAAGCUGCUACGAAGACGAUGGGUUUGAGCUUCGUGUAGCCAUUUAUGAAAUGGUACAGACUCUUGGGGCCGACGGGAUCUCUGGAGCCUGCCAUCCUUGCGCCGAACGCUGGGCUGUCCUCUUCAUAUCUCCAGACGGGCAGAAAUUAUCCACGCAGAUGAAGCAUGAUCCUGACGACGAAGGCGAUGACGAAUAUACUUCCAGCAGCGAGAGCGAUGAUGAGGAUAAUGGAUCGCGCCCCGACCUGGAUACAAACUACCACCAAUUGCGAGACUCGAUCCUCAAGCUUGUCGAAGAUUACGAGAUUCCCCAAUCGCUUGAUUCUAAGAGCGAGACAAAAACCUUCAGCAAUAGAACUUCUGCUUUUGAUAGUCCUCGGAAGAAACAACGCAGCAGGCCAGGGUCAUCCGCACAAGCGCAAUCAAAGAAUCCUUAUCGCCCGCGCGAUCCAUCUCCCGAAAAGACGAAGCAUGUUGAUGCCAAGCCUAAGCAGCGAAAAGAGUCUGACGGCCGGAAGCACGCAGAAUCAGAGCCGCCGUCGGUCCUGAUCUAUAUGCUCGAAGCUGCUGAGAAACAGUGUAGGGAUCAAUGCCUCUAUACAAAUGCCCACUUGUACUGGAAGACGUUGAAUCAGCUUCAACAAAUCUCUUCUCCGUCGUUGAAGAAAGAUGGGUUUGCCUCUCUUUUGAAUAUCUUCUCUAGAGGCCCUCGCGACUCCAUUAGACGCUCCACCAGUGCAAUUGAGGAAUACGAGGCCUGGUUAGUCUGGCUUAAACAAUCCCAAGAACGUCACGAUGUAACUAUCGAAUCCAUGAUGAAGCGUCUGAAAGCUCUACGAGACAAGAUGUGGUACGUUACGGAUGUCAGGAAUUCCGCGGCCUACGAAGGGGCCCGAAAUAUUGCGGUCGCUCUGAAGUGUAUGGCGUCGCCAAAAAAGAACCCGUAUCUAUCAUCAGGAGGUUUGCGGCCCCGCAUCAUAUCACGACCGUCUCCCAAUAACUUCCUCCUGAAGACCGAAGCCCAAGUCAUGGAAGCGAUGGCAGCUUCCGAGGAGCAAGGGGGACCCAAUAAGCUGUCUGAUGAGCAAUCAGAGAGGACUUUGCGAUGGUUGUCCCAGUUCGGCAUCGAGAACUUCUGCAAAGGUGAAGAGCGAAUUCACAGGUUCUGUUUGGAAAUCGAGACCUGCAUCAAUAAGCUGGUCGGCGAUAAUCUGAUGGAUGGGCCAGUCCUUUGGUCGAGCGAGCUUUACUAUCGGGACAAGCGCAUCUUGGACAGUGGGAGACAAAAGGGGGACCUUUUUCUCAACGGCAUCGGAUCGUUGAACAUAUCUGGAGAUGAUCCUAACGAGGCGGAGACUGGGCGGCGAGGCCUGAGAAGUACGGACUUCAAUCGACCGGGUAAUCUUCGCUCGAUGUCAGUGAGGAACGGCUCGCAGCAGAGUUUUGAUUCUGGCAGAUACAGCAUGUCUAGAUUGAGUACGACAGGAGAUCUCCUGGAUUCCCAAGACUACUUCGGUAUGGCCAGCCCAGUCUUGACUAUUGAUUCUGCUACCACAUUCUGGUCACCAUUCCAAACCCGAGCUCAAUCGCCAACAACCAGCAUCAGUAGCCAUCGCCCAGGAACCGCAUCAUCCACAAACGAGACAGUCAUGAUGAAGGAAGACCGUGCGGGUCUAGCAAGGCAACGCUUUCUCACCGAUUUGAAGCAGACCCUGACAAGUUUGCUCAUCAGUGACCUCGGCACCCUCGUCUUUGCGCGAGGUAGUGAGACUGAUGCUUGGUUCUCAGGAAGCCUUGGUCAGGAUUGUAUGGAGAGAAAGGAGCGGCUCGAUCGAAAGGCUAGAAGAAAAAGUAAAAGAAGGACACUUGAGAAGAAGAAAAGUUUUAGGGACCUGCGCGGCGCUCAAAGGCCUGAGGUAGCAACCGAAUAUCCUGAAGCCCAUACUGAGCGAGGAGAGAAGGCCACGGUAGCAGGGUCUCGGCCAUCGCCAGAGCACGGGGCUGCGGAAGGCUCUUCGACAGCUGAAUACUCUUCUACCAAUGACACCAGUGGAAGCGGUUCAAGGAAGAGUGUGUCGAAGGAAUCGGAACUACCGGAAUUCCCUUACAGAGUAGCAUUCCAGCGGCUACUGAGAAUGUUUUCAGUUCAUCCAAACCCGUAUGCAAAGCUGAAUGCUUUGUUUGAGCUAGAACAUUUGAUCGUAGCAUAUCUGACGCCUUCAGCGCCACGGCGUCCAAGAAUUCGCCAGGAUUCGGUGACUGCCCCUCAGUCACCGCCACCCGAAAUUCAACACAAUCCUUUUGGCCCCAGCGAGGCCACGCCAGCCGCACCGCGAGCCAAGAAUCUCGAAGAGGCUAUCGACAACUGCAAAGAACGACGUUCGCACAUCAUAAAUCUUCCCGAGACUUCCUCGCCUGUCCACCGGGUGGCAGAGAAAUCCUCGAGCUUGCCUAAUCCCGCGAGCACUGACAUGAUCGUCGAUGUCCUACAAGACCUUUUCCGCGAUGCAGAUAUAAGGCCAAAGACUCUGUUUCGCGAUCUCCAAUUUAUCGCGUCCUUCGUACCGGCCGCUAUCCUUGAUAAGACGGAGCGCGGCAAGGCUUUCUGGGAUGCCGGGCUUGCCGCUCUGGGCCUGAAGCAGGAUGUGUGCCGGACGCUCAUAGAAAUCGCAGACGAGAUCGUGGUCCACUACACCCAAACACGCAAGACUGUUUCCUCAGCCUCCGAAGCUCCUCCGGCGACCAACGGGAGCGGAGAGUUGAUGAAAUACAGUAUGCAGGACGCUGCCAAGAUGUGGACCAUCACUGCAAAAGAAGGAGAUCCUGUCGCCGAGAGAGAACUAGCGAUCUUUUACCUUACACACCCCGAGCUUGUGGAGAGGGUUACAGCACCGUUGAGUAAGCCGAGAGAAACGUUCAAGGCGCAAGUCAUGGAAAUGCACGGUGGAGGUGGUACAGUGAAGGAGGAGAGGGAUCGGGAAAGGAGUGACCCGGCAACGAUGUGUGUUGCUUAUCAUUGGAUGGAGUUGUCUGCUUUAGGGGGUGACGAGCUAGCCAAGAAGUACCUGAGGCAAAGGGAGGAACUUAAUGCAAUCCCCUGA